Molecule: messenger RNA, 1588 nt
Organism: Selaginella moellendorffii
Lineage: Eukaryota; Viridiplantae; Streptophyta; Lycopodiopsida; Selaginellales; Selaginellaceae
Product: probable arabinosyltransferase ARAD1
Exons: 2
Coding region: 23-1519 (498 amino acids)
Molecular function (GO): glycosyltransferase activity
Source: RefSeq, a predicted model, not a curated record
UCUUGACUCCUCCUCGUUGUAAAUGCCGGUGGCGCUCUCCAAGCGAUCUUCCAGCCCCGUGUCACCCCAAAUCCUCUUCGAUUCGCCGCCGGAAUGGUCAGCUAAGGAGCAGCAGCAGCAGCAGCAGCAGCAGCAGACCAUGGCGUCGCGAUCGUGCAUCGUCAAGAUCAUCUCCUUCUUGCUCGUCUUCGCAAUCUCCGGCACGAUCUUGCAGAAUUCCCUCGCCUGGCCCCCGCGCGACGACGAAUCCCCCUCCAAGAACGGGGACACUAGCGAUGCCGCAACGAUCUUCAAGCCGCUGCUCCUCCCAUCCACUGGCACCACCAGGUCAGCAUCGCGAUCGCUCUCCUCCUCGUGUCAGAUUCAAGGGCUCGACGAUCGUGUUCUUAAGGUUUACAUGUAUGAUCUUCCAGCGGAAUUCCACUUCGGGAUGCUCGACGCGGCAAUCUCCGGUCGCCCGUGGCCUCGAAAUAUUUCCAGCCUUCCUCGCUACCCGGGCGGCCUCUACCAGCAGCACAGCCCAGAGUACUGGCUCACGGCGGAUCUCUUGAGCUCCACGGAUCCCUCGUCUCGCAAGAGCCCGUGUAGCGCUGUCCGGGUCGCCGAUCCAGCCACCGCGGACAUCUUCUUCGUGCCGUUCUUCUCAUCGCUCAGCUACAAUCGGUAUUGUAGAACCGGGCAUAGAUUCCAAGGGGGUAGGGGCUGCGUGGAGAACGAUCGAUUGGAGAAACGAUUGGUGGAGUUUCUCAGGGGCCAGGAAUUGUGGAGGAGGAACGGUGGGGCGGAUCACGUAAUUGUGAUGCAUCACCCAAACAGCUUGAUGGUGGCCAGGAGCUUGCUCAAGGAGGCUAUGUUCGUGGUAGCGGACUUUGGGAGGUUCUCUCGGGCGGUGGCAAACAUGAGGAAGGAUAUAGUGGCGCCUUACAAGCACGUCAUACCAUCGUUUGCUCGCGACGCUACCACGUUUGAGAGCCGUGAGACGCUUCUCUUCUUCCAGGGCGCGAUUGUGAGAAAGGAGGGCGGGAUUAUCAGGCAGAAACUCUAUGAGAUCCUCAAGGACAGUCCGGGCGUCCACUUCGUGACGGGCAACACCCAAAAGGAUGGCAUCCGCAGCGCCACCGCGGGUAUGAGGAACGCCAAGUUUUGCUUGCACCUGGCAGGCGACACGCCGUCGUCGAACCGCCUGUUCGACGCCAUCGCCAGCCACUGCGUGCCCGUGAUCAUCAGCGACGAGAUCGAGCUGCCGUUCGAGGACGAGCUCGACUACUCGCAGUUUUGCGUGUUUGUGGAGUCGGACAAGGCGCUGCGCAAGGGAUUCGUGGUGCGAGCGCUCGAGAGAAUCGGGCGGGACGAGUGGACGCGGAAGUGGGCGAUGCUCAAGAGCGUGGAGCGGCACUUCGAGUACCAGCAUCCAUCGCUCCCCGAGGACGCGGUCCACAUGACGUGGAGAGGAAUCGCCAAAAGGGUCCCAGCCUUGAAAUCCAUGGCACACAAAAUCCAUAGAUACGAUAGGCACUGAAUGCCAUUCCCAUGGUUUUGUAUAACCUGUGUAUAAAUCUUACUUUAAAUCCUUGGAUGUAAAUCCUAA